AUGAGCCAUUCAUUUGAUGCUGGAAGAAGAAGCUGGGCUCAGAAAAUGGACCAGAAAACCAACAGGAGGAAGAAGUCUCCCUUUGGAAGGAUUCCUACUGUGAAGGGUAGGAACUCUUCAUCGAGGUACGGUGCUGAGCACUCUAUGAACACUACAGUUGAUUUGAGAGAGAGUCCAGAGCACUCACCGAUGGCUUCGCCUUCAGCAUCAUCUUCAUCCUUCUUCAAAAGUACAAGCCUAAAAUUCAGCAACUACAGUUCUCCUGUAUCAACCAGCACGCAUAUUGAGUCUUUUAGGGUAUUUGCAGCAACAUGGAACGUCGCCGGAAAGACUCCAGAUAUGGAGCUGAAUCUGAAUGACUUCCUGCCUUCUGAUGACCAUUCAGAUGUUUAUGUUCUAGGAUUCCAAGAGGUCGUCCCUCUCAACGCCGGGAACGUGCUUGUGAUCGAGGACAACGAGCCGGCGUCGAGAUGGCUCGCGCUCAUCAACCAGGCGCUCAACCGGACUUCGUCGUCGCCGCCGGCUAGCCGGUCCUUCAGCCAGUCCGCCUCUCCUGCUUCGGCACUCCACACGGCGAGCUCCAGCCCGCUCGACCCAUCGCAGUUUCAUAAGAAUGGGUCCUCCCCCAGAGAGGUUCGCCGCGCCGCCAUCACCCGCGGUCGCCGGCUCAAGUCAUGCACUUGCCCCACAGAGAGGCCGCCCCGGCGCCGGCCGUACUCCAAAUCGUCGUCGUCCUGCCUGAUGAUGCGCUGCGGCAGCAGCAAAAACCGGCGCCGGUAUGCUGUCGAGGGCGACACGACGACGUCAGACGAGGAGGACAUGGACGUCGUCGUGGACGGCGGUGGGGAGGCAUCGUCCAUGGCGUCCGACGCCACGCUGUUGCUGCAGCCGGCGGCGGCGAACCUGCAGAGGAGGUACUGCCUGGUGGCGUGCAAGCAGAUGGUGGGUCUCUUCGCAACGGUGUGGGCGCGGCGGGAGCUGGUGGCGCACAUCGGCCACGUCCGGCUCAGCUGCGUCGGCCGCGGCAUCAUGGGCCGCCUUGGCAACAAAGGGUGCAUCUCCGUGAGCAUGUCGCUGCACCAGACGUCCCUCUGCUUCGUGUGCAGCCACCUCGCCUCUGGCGAGAAGGACGGCGACGAGCUCCGCCGCAACUCCGACGUCGUCGAGAUCCUCAAGAACACCCAGUUCCGCCGCGUCUGCAAGCGCUCCGGCCGGCGCAUCCCGGAACGAAUCCUCGACCACGAUCGCGUGAUCUGGCUCGGCGACCUGAAUUACCGGAUCGCGCUGAGCUACGCGGAGGCGAAGAAGUUGGUGGACACCGGCGAUUGGGCGGCGCUGUUCGAGAAGGAUCAGCUCAAGACGGAGAGGGAGGGCGGGGUGUUCCGCGGGUGGAGCGAGGGCGUCAUCUCCUUCGCGCCGACGUACAAGUACUCGUGGAACUCCGACAGCUACUACGUAGGCGAGGACGACGACGGCGCGGCGUCGAAGAAGAAGACGAAGCGGAGGACGCCGGCGUGGUGCGACCGGAUCCUUUGGCGCGGCGACGGGAUCGUGCAGGUGGCGUACGUCCGCGGGGAGUCCAAGUUCUCCGACCACCGCCCCGUGUGCGGUGCAUUCAUCGUCGAGAUCGCCGUCCUCGACGGCGCGGCCAAGAUGGUGAAGCUCGUCGCGGCAACCGCCAGCAUGAAGGUCGGAGCGGAGGAGCUCCUCCUACCUCGGCAACCGUAG
Messenger RNA from Triticum turgidum subsp. durum (durum wheat), 1728 nucleotides. Lineage: Eukaryota; Viridiplantae; Streptophyta; Magnoliopsida; Poales; Poaceae. The record is from the annotation of a GenBank genome assembly.